UCAAAAUCACCCUUCUAGAUCAUUCUCCGUGAGCGCAACUCUGGUAUAGAUAAGGCUCGGUAGUAUUCCUUCAGCACAGAGCAUCCUCAGACAGACAACUGUCAACAUCGACAUUAACACAUUCUUACAAACGAAAACUGCAUUUCAAGGAUCAGACACAAUGGCAAAUAAUGAAGAACACGAGACAGAGGCAAUGAUGGUGGAUGAUGGAGACAGUGGGAUGGGAUCUACCGACGAAUCUGGUAGUCGUCGGGAUUCUCUCUCUAGCAUGGCGAGUGCGAAUUCAUCGGCGACUUCGAGCAACGACUCCGCAGUCGAAUCCAUGUCUGAUCGGCGUAGCUCACUCAGCUCGAAUGCGAGUUCGAUGUCGGGCAUGAGUGACAGAUCCCUUUCUGCGUGGAGUGGUCAGAGCAGUGAUGCAGGUUAUCCGGACAGCAACUCAUCAAGCCGGAGAUCGUCGCUAUCGAGCGUUCGAAGUGACGAUAGUACAACCACGAUUCGUAGCGAUGCGACGGCGACAUCGAUGAGUUCGGAUCAAACUCGGACCUCAAGAUUUAAUCUAGACGACUCGAAAUCGACAAGAGAUAUCGAUUCGACAUCGGGUCAUACACGUGUCCGCACCCCAUACAACCACCGCUCCGGCACUACAAACACGACGACCACCACGCCCAGAUCGGACCCGACUAUCGAGAUCAGGGUUGAGGACUUCUGCGGCAAGACGCACAUCGUCAGGGUCAGGCCGACGGACACCGUCCGAGACCUCAAGUGUAAGAUUAAAGAUAAGGUGAGGGUAGCCCCUUCUCAGCAGCAGUUGACUUUCCAAGGGAGACCCCUCACGAAUGACGCAAGCACCGUGACAUCAUGUGGACUCGAGAAUUCGAGUACCGUGCACUUGCUGGGUCGAAUGUUGGGCGGUAAAGAUAACAUGCAUCGGGUUGGCUUCGUCUGAGAUGACGACCACGACAAGGACAAAGAUGGGAGACCCAUGAGAAAAAAUGAAAGUGGUACAUAAUGCAUGUAAUAAGUUCAAAAAGAUGUAAUGGUAUUCAUGAAGAUAAAAGUGUAUUGGAAUAAGAAAAAUAAGUAGAGGAAAAGAAGCAAGAGAUAAAAAGACAAAGAAAAUAAGCAGGAAAAAAGGAGAGACGACGACGAUGAUGAUGAUGAUAACGAAGAGGAGGAAGAAGAAGAAUACAGUGUGUGAGGAGAGGACAGAGAAACU
Lytechinus variegatus (green sea urchin) is the source of this 1219-nucleotide messenger RNA. RefSeq names its product lisH domain-containing protein C1711.05-like. Gene Ontology annotation, cellular component: cytoplasm; nucleus. The record is from RefSeq and is a predicted model, not a curated record. The transcript is spliced from 4 exons. Bases 161 to 949 code for a protein of 262 amino acids. Gene Ontology annotation, molecular function: ubiquitin protein ligase binding; protein tag activity. Gene Ontology annotation, biological process: regulation of proteolysis; modification-dependent protein catabolic process; protein neddylation. Lineage: Eukaryota; Metazoa; Echinodermata; Echinoidea; Temnopleuroida; Toxopneustidae.